Achroia grisella is the source of this 1793-nucleotide messenger RNA. RefSeq names its product zinc finger protein 431-like. NCBI's taxonomy places the organism in Eukaryota, Metazoa, Arthropoda, Insecta, Lepidoptera, Pyralidae. The transcript has a single exon. Gene Ontology annotation, molecular function: RNA polymerase II cis-regulatory region sequence-specific DNA binding; DNA-binding transcription factor activity. The coding region runs from base 298 to 1626 and encodes 442 amino acids. Gene Ontology annotation, biological process: regulation of transcription by RNA polymerase II. The record is from RefSeq and is a predicted model, not a curated record.
AGUAUCCUGAUAUACUUUUUGUUUAUAUUACAGUUUCAACUUUAUUUAUUAAUUGUUUAGUUAAUAUAGAAAGGACUAAAGGCACUAAGUAAAUAUGAUACAUUUUUACCUUGUGCCAUUAACCCGUUUUAAAACCUGUUCUUUAGUCAAUGUAUUUUAUAAUUUACACUUAUCUCUGUAAUGUAGAAUGUGGUAAACGUUAUAUACUUGUGUAACACACAGAUAAUAGAAUAUCAAUUACGUAUAUAUAAAAUUAUAAUCAUCGUUUUUAUAAUAAGUGACAGUGAAACCGCUGCGAUGUAUUCAGACGCUGCGCUCCAGGAACAGAUUGCCACAAAGUGUGUUGUGAAGGAGGAGUUCGUGAACUGCGUGGGGCAGUCAUCAGAAUGUUUGCAACAUUGUAGCGACAGUAAAGAGCGGGUGGUUCCGCUGCACGAGUCUCCAGAGUACCACACAGCAAGGGACACGGGACAGGACACUGAACAGUCGAAACUCGAUAGACUUAAGCAUGGAGUUGACAGACCUGCAGCUGUGAAGACGGAGAAGGACCUGACCGACUCGGCAGAAGAGUAUCAAAUGCCUUCUGUCAAUAUUUACGACGACCUUCUGGAUGUGUGUGAGCACCAAAGGAUGAAGAAUGAGUUGAUUACAGGAGUUGUUAGUGAUUUAAACACUGAGCCUGCUUUUGUAUUAUAUAAUGAGCAUGAUGUGUACAAAUUAGAUCACCAGGAAAUUAAUGUAAUGUCGGAUAAGGGUAAUUCAUGUGAUGUAUGCAGAGCGACAUUCCAGUUGCCUGUUGCUCCUCUAGAAGGCCAGGUAUCAGGACAUAGUGCUCAGAAACCACACUCGUCAACUAAUCAUAACAUACUCUCUACAUCUGACUCACAUUUGAAGGACAACCAGCUUGUAAAUAAGCCAUAUACUUGUGAUGUAUGUAAAAAGAGUUUUAGAACGAAAAAAAUAUUGAAAAAACAUCUAAUCACACACAGCGAUGAGAGGCCGUACAGCUGUGGUGUGUGUGGUAAAAGUUAUAAAAGAAAGCCGCAUUUGAAAAUGCACUUGAUGAUGCAUAACGGUGAGAAGCCAUUCCAUUGUGAUUGCUGUACGAAAUGUUUUAACACGAGGCAAUCGUUAAACAAACACAAAUUCACACAUAUCGAUCAGAAACCGUACAGGUGUGAUGUAUGUGGAAACUGUUUUAAGACAAAUUGUGCGUUGAAGUCACACCUGUUAAGACAUACUGAACAAAGGAUCACUUGUAAUGUAUGUGGGAAAGGUGUAACACGACAGUACUGGAAACGUCAUAUGUUUGCACAUACUGGUCAAAAGGUCUACAAUUGUCGUUUGUGCGAUAAGGGUUGUAACACAACUCAACAGUUAAAACAACAUCUGAUUACCCAUGAUCCUUCAAAGUUAUAUACUUGUGACACAUGUAAGAAGCGUUACAAAACAAAAAAAUCCUUCGAACAGCAUUUGCUCACACACAUCCAAAUGAAAAACAAGUUUUACCGUCACUUUAUAUAUUCCGAUUCACCACAGAGUGAAAAAAUUGAAAAUUUGUUAAUUUUAUACAAAAAAUAUGACAUUCAAAUAUCCAACUUCUGUGAGGAUAUGAAUUCUGACUGAGUUUUUUAUGAUAAUAAAUAUUUAUGUAUGGACACUGGUGGCAAUUUGAAGUGGACUGUAGGGAAAAAAAUAGAUAAUGUAAAAACUUGACGUUCAUAAGAGCCUAAAAUGUCCUACAUGAAUAAAUGAUUUUUGAAUUUGAAUUUGAAAUUAAACACUUUCAUUGA